AUGUCCGCAAACAUCGGAGGCCACCUCGAGCAAUUCGCCGUCAGCGGCACCACCGUCGGCGACUUCGACCCCAUGACCCAACACACCCACCCCAACGUCGGUCUUGGUCCCGACUCUGCUUCUCUCUCGGGAGCCACGGGCGAGGUUGUUAGUGGGACUGGACAUUCUUUGCCUGCGGAGAUUGAGAAGAAGAAUGCUGGUGUGUCUCAUGGUGGACGUGAAGGCAAAGGGGGAAAGGGAUACCAGACUGUUCCGGGGGAAGAGGAUGACAGGCAGAGGAAAAUCGAGGUUGCUGAUAACGACGACGAGGAUGAUGAUGAGGAGGAGUAA
This is a messenger RNA of Saitoella complicata NRRL Y-17804, 330 nucleotides long. RefSeq lists its product as uncharacterized. The record is from RefSeq and is a predicted model, not a curated record. Lineage: Eukaryota; Fungi; Ascomycota; Saitoellomycetes; Saitoellales; Saitoellaceae. The transcript is spliced from 2 exons. The coding region runs from base 1 to 330 and encodes 109 amino acids.